UCCAGUCGCAUCAUGAUGAACAAAACUGCAAUCACGGACUUUGUCCUCUCGGGUCUCUCUACUAGACAGCCAGAAUAUGAGGGCCUGCUUUUCUCUCUUUUCCUUUCCAUUUACCUGCUGACCCUCCUGGGAAACGUGUUGAUCAUCCUGCUAAUCCUCUCCGAUGCCCAUCUGUUCCAUCUUCCCAUGUACAUCUUCCUCAGCCACCUUUCCCUGGUGGACAUCUGCUUCAGUUCUGCGACAACCCCUAAGAUGCUGCAAAUGCUCUUGUCCAAGACCAAGACCAUUUCCUACACAGGUUGCCUGAUGCAGUUGUAUUUCUUUGUGGCCUUGGGUAAUGCGGAUAGUUUCCUUCUGGCGUCCAUGGCGUACGACCAUUAUGUGGCCAUCUGUUUCCCAUUACACUAUGCCACUGUGAUGAGCCGUAAGCACUGUCUCCAAUUGGUGGCCGGGUCCUGGCUGGUACCCUGUCUCCAUUCCUUACUGCAGACUCUAAUGGCAUCCCAGCACUCCUUCUGCACCUCCUUGGAAAUCCCUCACUUCUUUUGUGACCUUCGGGAGCUCCUCAGUCUUUCCUGCUCCGAUGUCUCUAUCCAUCAGCUGAUCAUCCUCACCAAAGGAGCCUGCGUGAGCCUCAGCCCUUUCGUGUGCAUCCUUUUGUCUUAUGCUCAGAUUCUUUCCAGCAUCAUUAGGAUACCAUCCACCCACGGGAAGUACAAGGCUUUCUCCACUUGCGGGUCCCAUCUCAUCACGGUGGCUUUGUACUUUGGGGCAAUCAUGGGAGUCUACUUCCAACCUUCUUCCCAUGGGGGACAAGCUAGUGCAGGGAACAUGGUGGCCUCUGUGAUUUUUAUGGUGAUAGCCCCAAUGUUGAACCCAGUUAUAUAUAGCCUGAGGAACAAUGAAGUGAAGAAUGCCAUGAAGAGGGCCCAUGGAAAGAUGACAAGGAAAUGCUGGGUCUGGGGAUAG
Molecule: messenger RNA, 969 nt
Organism: Elgaria multicarinata webbii
Lineage: Eukaryota; Metazoa; Chordata; Lepidosauria; Squamata; Anguidae
Product: olfactory receptor 1J1-like
Exons: 1
Coding region: 13-969 (318 amino acids)
Biological process (GO): G protein-coupled receptor signaling pathway
Cellular component (GO): plasma membrane
Molecular function (GO): olfactory receptor activity; G protein-coupled receptor activity
Source: RefSeq, a predicted model, not a curated record